Molecule: messenger RNA, 1022 nt
Organism: Ictalurus punctatus (channel catfish)
Lineage: Eukaryota; Metazoa; Chordata; Actinopteri; Siluriformes; Ictaluridae
Gene: ccdc137
Product: coiled-coil domain containing 137
Exons: 6
Coding region: 92-853 (253 amino acids)
Source: RefSeq, a predicted model, not a curated record
CAAGGCAUUAAAAAUGACCGCGCAUGCGCGGCGCAAAUUUGUCAGGGCUCGCGGAUAGGGUAAGCACACCCGGAACGAAGACGUUGCUAACAUGGGCAAAAACAGUGCAUUAAAAACUUCAAAAUUAUCUCUUCAGCAAACAGAACGGAAUCCAAGCAAGAAUUUGAAGAAACCUCAGCUGAAAGAACAUCUGGAGCAGAUACCUUUUCGACUGCGUGAAAUUAUGAAAAGUAGAGAGAAAAUGAAUAUGGGAUCCUAUAAACUCAAGAAAAUCAUGAGAGCACAUAAGCACAAAGCAGAGACAGAAAUCUGUGAGCAGGAACAUAUCAGAGUUCCACAAUUUCGGAGAGGAAAGCAAGAGUCAGAGAAGGCAUACCUGCAUCGCAUGUCGCAAGAAACACAGUACGUUUUCUUUCUCACCAAAAACCAGCCAGAGAGACUUCCUGAACAAGACAUGGAAGAGAAGGCUACAACUUCAAACAAAGAGAUAAAAAAAAAAGAGUUUAACAAAGGAAGAAGUCAGCAUAAGAAAAAAGCCAAACAACAGGAGUAUGUGGAAAAAAAGACAUUUGUAGAUAAAGUACAGUUUGGAGAGGUUGCCAUGGCACCGCCAUCAUUAACUGUCAAACCAAAAAAGGCACCUGUGAAACCUCAGAGGGCAUCCAGUAGUCUUCUUCUGAGUUCUAUGCUUGGCCACACUGAUGUCUCAACAACUAAGCCAUCUAUGGCAAGGCAGAAAAUAAUUGAAGAAGAACAUGAAAGAGUGGUCCAUGCUUAUCGCCAACUGAAGAGGCAUACGCAAGCAAAAAGAGCGCAAAAGACAGGAAUAAACAAACUCCUAAACCCUCAAUGAUAUCUCCAGGAAAUUGUUAAAAAAAAUAUACAUGUACAAAAAAUUGUCAUUAAGUCUCCAUGUAAGCCUAAAUACCAAUUUUUUUUUAUCAGGUGUUAAAAACACAAUAGAACAUUCAUGCAUGUGCUUAAACAAGGUUGUUGUUGAUAAAAUAUUGAUUUAAAAAAAC